Molecule: messenger RNA, 696 nt
Organism: Cyphellophora europaea CBS 101466
Lineage: Eukaryota; Fungi; Ascomycota; Eurotiomycetes; Chaetothyriales; Cyphellophoraceae
Exons: 1
Coding region: 1-696 (231 amino acids)
Biological process (GO): endoplasmic reticulum to Golgi vesicle-mediated transport
Cellular component (GO): endoplasmic reticulum membrane; COPII-coated ER to Golgi transport vesicle; Golgi membrane
Molecular function (GO): COPII receptor activity
Source: RefSeq, a predicted model, not a curated record
AUGAGCUGGAUUCUUCCCAUCCUCGGCUAUGUGGGUAUUGUGUUGGGCUUCGGCUUCCUCACUCUCUCGAUCGCGUCCGGCCUGUAUUACCUCUCCGAGCUGGUGGAAGAACAUUCGGUCUUGAGCGCAAAAGUUCUCAAGCGCAUGAUUUACACUGUAUGCGGAACUCAGAUCCUGCUCUGGCUUGUCGACGGGUUCCCAUGGCACCUUACACUACUUGGGGUCUGUAGCCAUGCCAUAUACGCCAGCAACCUACGGCAUUUUCCGAUCGUCAAACUCUCCGAUCCGCUGUUCCUGCUCAGCUGUGGCCUGGUUGUAUUGAACCAUUGGCUCUGGUUCCGUCACUUCAGCGAGCCACCUCACUAUGCCGCCGGCGAGCGACUGUUGCGCGACCGAUACAGCACUCCUGUGUAUUCGCAACCCAGCUUCACCGAGAUCGCAAGCUAUUUUGGCUUGUGUGUAUGGCUGGUUCCCUUUGCUCUAUUCGUCAGUCUCAGUGCAGGCGAGAAUGUGCUUCCUAGUAUGGGAAGCGAGUUUGCGACUGGUGAGCGGGAGGGCGUGGGUGGGUUCAAGAAAGGUCACAAGAGAAGGAACACUGGCAUGGCAAAGGCGGCGGUCAACAGUACGAAGGAGUGGAUUGGUGAAAAUGGGGCGGUCAUGGGACUUUGGAAGCAUGAGAAUGUGAGGAGCUUCUGA